AGGUGCAGUUAACUUUUUUGGCCGGAUUUCAAUUCUCGUAGACCAGAACACACAGGCUUUCCAUAUGUUCAUGACUGCACUUCUUCAGCUUUUACAUCGCUCUGGUUUAUUGUAUGGAGAGCUAGCUACAUUUGUGUUGCGGUUGCUUGGAAUCAGAAAUAAGCCCAAGAAGAUAAACCCUCCAGGUCCAAAUGGAGUUCCUCAGCCUGAGUCACACAGUUCCUCUGUGGAGGGAACCAAGUCUGCUCCAAGUGGUUCUUGGGACAAUGUAUGGGAAAUUGGUUCCAAUAAAUGAUGAUGUGUAUUUAGUUUGCUUAUAGAGUGAGUCCAAAUACAAUCAAAGGAAUUGAGAAACAGCUUUGCGCCAAUCCAAAUGAAAAUACUGAAGCUGCCAAAGUCAU
This is a messenger RNA of Gastrolobium bilobum, 401 nucleotides long. Its product is annotated as peroxisomal membrane protein 13-like. The transcript has 2 exons. Lineage: Eukaryota; Viridiplantae; Streptophyta; Magnoliopsida; Fabales; Fabaceae. Gene Ontology annotation, biological process: protein import into peroxisome matrix, docking. Gene Ontology annotation, cellular component: peroxisome; peroxisomal importomer complex; peroxisomal membrane. The coding region runs from base 65 to 295 and encodes 76 amino acids. The record is from RefSeq and is a predicted model, not a curated record.